GAACUGCUUGAGCUGAUGGGCUUGUACAGCAAGCCCAAGCCCAAAUCCAAUGAGAAAAUUAUACAGUCGGCUUCGAAAUUUAUGAGGAAUCUGUACGAAAGUAUCAAAGACGUGGACUCUUCGGAGUAUCCAAGUGACGACACUCGUAUUCAUAUCAGUAGCGACAUAAAUGCCUCAGCUCUGGGCUUGGACCCGGUGAAAGUGGAGGGGGCUGAUAUCAUUGUUAGCUACGUCAAUAAUGUUCGAAAAGUCUCAACUCUUCGACAUGAGCGAGAUAGCACAUUCUAUUUUGAAGUGCCCCUUGGCGAGGAAAUCAAAGGGGCAGAACUGCGGCUUUUCAAGGAGGUUUCGUCAACUUUCACAAGUGGAAUAUUUACUAUUAACUUGUAUGUCAUCAGACAGGGGCCAGAUUGGGAUGACAAGAUCCUAGAGCCAGAAUCCAGCAUUGAUGUCAAGUGGGACACCACAGGCUGGCUGAUGUUAGACGCCACCAAGGCUGCAGGCAACUGGACCAGCGGCUCCUACUUAAACAUGGGGCUUUAUCUCAGAGUAUUGGAUUUUCACGGUAAUUUACUUGACCCUCAAGAUAUCGGAAUUGUUGGGAGAAGAGGUCCUGCUGAUAAGCAGUCCUUCCUUGUUGGAUACAUUGGCAUGUCCAGGGAGCUUCAGACGAGAACACGGUCAUUCCGUAAUAAAAGAUGGGCAGAGAAUGAUGGGAAGUCUUACGCUGAUAACCCGUAUUCAGAAUACACCAGGGCUGGCUAUCCGGGGUACAGAGCACACAAUAAUUGCCAGAGACACAACCUCUACAUCAGUUUCAGAGACAUAGGAUUUGAUCAGGAGUUUCUGAUUGCCCCAGAAGGUUAUUCAGCCUUCUACUGUUCCGGAGACUGCUCCUUUCCUCUGGGCAUCCACAUGAAUGCCACAAAUCAUGCCAUUGUUCAGACGCUGGUGCAUCUUAUGGACCCCUACCACGUCCCCAAGCCAUGCUGCGCCCCAACCAAAUUCGGCACCAUCACCCUACUAUACUACGAUGACAACUCCAGCGUGGUGUUGCGGAGGUUCCGAGACAUGAUCGUCACAGCUUGUGGAUGCCAUUAG
This is a messenger RNA of Candidula unifasciata, 1101 nucleotides long. Lineage: Eukaryota; Metazoa; Mollusca; Gastropoda; Stylommatophora; Geomitridae. The record is from the annotation of a GenBank genome assembly.